Messenger RNA from Hibiscus syriacus, 819 nucleotides. RefSeq lists its product as uncharacterized. The coding region runs from base 1 to 819 and encodes 272 amino acids. Lineage: Eukaryota; Viridiplantae; Streptophyta; Magnoliopsida; Malvales; Malvaceae. The transcript has 3 exons. The record is from RefSeq and is a predicted model, not a curated record.
AUGGCAAAAGAGUUAAGAGGAUUGGGAGCUUUCGAAUUUAAGGGAGAAGUCGAGGAAGGUCUGGUUGCGGCGAAUCUUUGGCUUAAUGAUUUGAAGAUCAUAUUGGAUAGUCUCCACUGCUCUGAAGUGGAGAAGUUGGAUGCAGGUGUUUCUUUGCUUAGGGGGCAAGCUACGAUAUGGUGGACGAAUGUCACCAUAAGCUUGGCGAGUGGUCAAGUGAAUUGGUCUCUAUUCUUGGAAGAUAUUAAGCACAAGUAUAUUGGAGAUCAGUUUAUCAGGAAAAUAAAGAAGGAGUUUAUGAACUUGAAGCAGAUGAAUCGCACCGUAUAUGAAUAUGAAUGUGAGUUCAAUAAGUUGAGUCGGUUUGCAGAUGCCGGACAUUUUAUAUGGGAUUGUCCAUUGAUUACUGGUGAAUCUGCACCAUCUGAGAGAAUUGCUUCUGCAUCGCAAAGAGGAAGAGUUAGAGGAAGAAACCAGUCUGAAUCCUCUGUGCAGCCUGAGAUACGCUCAACUGCUAGAGUGUAUAAUUUAAAAACAAGUGAAGACUGUGAUGAUCCAAAUAUUAUAGCAGCAAGGAAAUUGUUGCUACAAGGAUGUCAGGGUUUUCUUGCAAAUGUGAUUGAUAACAUAGUUAAAGAAAAAGGUUUAGAUGAAAUUCUGAUAGUCAGAGAGUUUCCUGAUGUAUUUCCUUUGGAGUUACCAGGAUUACCUCUAGAUAGAGAGGUAGAAUUUCAAAUCGACAUGAUGUCGGGAACAACUCCUAUUACAAUGGCACCUUAUCGUAUGGCUCCGAAAGAAUUACAAGAGUUGAAAAGUUAG